Molecule: messenger RNA, 1365 nt
Organism: Penicillium soppii
Lineage: Eukaryota; Fungi; Ascomycota; Eurotiomycetes; Eurotiales; Aspergillaceae
Product: fungal specific transcription factor domain-containing protein
Exons: 3
Biological process (GO): DNA-templated transcription
Molecular function (GO): zinc ion binding; DNA binding
Source: RefSeq, a predicted model, not a curated record
CCCAGCACAGAGCAACCCUUUGAGACUCGACUGGGCCAACUCGAGCAAACAGUCCAAUUGUUGACACAAUCAAUUGAUCGAGUACUGCAGAACCUCGAUUUUUCACGUCAACAUGAAAACAAGCAGACGGAAGCCUCAUAUAUACCCUGCGUCGGUCCAGAAAAUAGCGGCGAUCAUGCAAAACUCUAUAUCGGCCCAUCAACUUCAUUCUCUUUCUUGAAGGACACUUCAGCUAAUGUUGAUACAAUUCCUCAAGUACCAGGAGAUACCAUUCGACAGAGAGCCCGAACGGAGUUUCAAUAUUUGUCCAGUAGAUUAACCACUGCCGAAGUGGGAAAACAAGCUUUGAGAAGCUCUGCUGAGUAUCAUCUACCAACCAAACCGGCGGGCUACCGCCUGAUUGGCCGAUUCCUGGAGUAUUGUGAGCUCGGUGAGCCAUUCUUUACAUCCCCAUCCGAUGAUCUCAUAAGGGAAGUGGUUUUUGAACCACAUCAAGUCCGAGAGAAGGCAUGGGUCAUCUACUUCAACUAUAUGAUGCUUUCGAUCGCUUCUAAUGAGAGUGGGGAAAGUGAAGACACAAAUCAAUUCCGUCGCAAUGUUCAACUUGCGCUUGAUGACAGCCGAAUAUUUCUCGAGCCGCGUUAUGCUAAUGUUCAGGCCUUGUGUUUCCUGGCAAUGCAUGGCGAAGACUACGCCUCACCAAAUCUAUCUUGGAUGCUCUUAGGACAUGCCUGCAGACAAGCAGAGGCGUUAGGACUCCAUUCUACUAGUCAACGCGACGAGAAAGCAGGACAACAGCGCCUUUGCCUCUUCUGGCUCCUAUUUAUGAUCGACAAAUCCUGCUCGCUUGCAUUUGGGCGACCGGCUUUCCUUCCAACGGCCGUGUACAAGAAUGUCCCUUUACCUCACAGGUCUUCCUUACUGAAUUUCAAUCCACAUGAACGUGCUGCAUUUGUGAAUUACCAAAGCUGCGCCCAGGGAUCUCAAUUUGGUGCUGAACUUGUUACCCGAUCGAUUGAAUGGGCAAAGCUAGGGGGCUCUCUUGGGGAGAUCUUGGCAACAGGCGGGUCUAUUCUUGCAAAGGGAGAGAUAAGAUCAAAACUUGAGGGUUGGUUUUCGGAUACGAACCAGGCUCUUACACAAAUCCUGAACGACGAAAGCCGCUUCGCGAAUGCUAGCCAAGUCAGAGAGAUGUCUUUGGGAAUAAGCACUAUCAAGUUCCAGUACUUACAUUCUCUCAUCCUCUUACUCAAAGGCGACUCAGCCUCCUAUGAUGUUCGUCUCUCGUCUGCUCGUGAAGCUAUUGCCAUCUUAAACUCUAUCGUCUCUAACUGGAGUUCCGUCUACAAUGGUGUUGUUUGGUAA